AUGGCCGCGAAACGUCACCCGGAGCCUCUGGACGCCAUCAUCUUCAACAAGCUGCCUCGGGUGGAUGCCGAGCCCGGCCCAGGCUUCCCCCCCGUGCUCUGCAAACCCAGCCCCGUGACCACAGCCGGCCCUGAAAACCACCUCAGCUACAAGGGCUCCUACUUCUCCUGCCCGCGGGCCGAGGGCCCGCUCCUGCACUGCCUCCUCCACCGGCCCCGCAGCCCCCCGCCGGGCAGGCUGGGUGCUGAGCAGGGUGCGGACGCCCUGGUGUGGGACCUGCUGAUGGCGCGGGACAAGUGGCCCGGCCACCAGGGCCACCCCUUCCCGCUGAAGAAGCCGGUGGCAGUCCCCAAGCCGGUGUACGCGGCCCCGCUGUGCUUCACCCCGCUGGGCUCCCGGGGGGGGGACAGCACCCUACAGAGGGCACCGGGGGCUGCAUCCCCCCAUGGUGAGCCCCCCCGCAGGGGUCCCCACCCCGAGCCCAGCCUCCUGCCGCUGCCCCCGGCCUCCCCCAUCGCCUUCUCCCCCUAUUACGCUGCCUUCGAGAAAUACCGAGGCCCCCCCGCCGUGCACGACCUGGCCAAGGCCCCUGAGCUCCCCGGCCGGAUCCAGGACUCCUGGCCCAAGCUCCGUCCUCCCGCCAGCAGCCCGGUGCACCAGGAGCAUCCCCCGGCGUGCUACCCGCAGCCUCCCUACCCGCAGCCUCCCUUCCUGCAGCCUCCGCGCGCAGAGCAGCCUCCGGGCUCCCUCUCCUCCUACAAAGCCCUCGGCUUCGCGGCCAGCGGGGAGCCUGCCCCUUUUCCUGGUGCUUACCUCAAACCCCAAACCCCCAGGAGCUACUUUCCUGGCCCCUUGGAUGGCUUCGUGCCGAGGCCGGCCGGACCCAGUGCGCUGCCCUCACCGAAGACAGCGGGGCUGCCGAGGGCUGCCGAGCCUCCACUGCCCACCGGGUUCCUCCAGCCGAGCACCAAUUUCGCCUUCAGCCCCAUGGAGGCAGCUUUAUUUGGUGUCACGGAGCACCACGGGGCUGGGCGAGCGGUGCCGGUGGAGCCCCGUGGAGGGAGGCCGGUGGCGAGGCCUGGCAGCGCCUUCCACCCCGUCCGCACCCCGCAGAAAAUGCCCGAGGGACUUGCGAGGACGUUCCCCAAGGGAGACGCCGGCUAUGGGCUGGAUGUGGUGGCCAAAGGCAGCCCCAUCCCUCCCCAGCACCACCCAGGCACGGGGGACACUUGUAGGGUUGGGGACACUUGUAGGGUCAGGGAUGCUUGUAGGGUCAGGGACGCUUGUAGGGUCGGGGACGCAACCCAGGAGCCUCCUGGGGCCACCUGUCCCCAAGAGAGGCUGAGGGACCUCAAAAGCCGGGAGAUGUCCAGGGAGAUGUCCCCCGCCUCGCCGCCAAUGCCGGUGAUCAACAACGUCUUCAGCCUGGCGCCUUACCGGGAGUACCUGGAGGGGACCGAGGGCUCCACCGACGUCCCCGUCCACAAGGAGCACGCCCAGGGGGACACCCCGCCCCAAAAUGCAGCCAGCACUUGGGACCCCAGUGCCGUCAAGGUCUCGGUGACGCCCAGCGAAGGGGAGGGUGCUGACCAAAAGGUGCCCCCUGAGGGGCCCAAGGCAAAGGCCGUGUCCCCAGAGCCGCCGGCCAAAAGCCACAGGGGGCUCCAGGGCGGUGAGGUGGCACUGGACCUGAGCUUGAAGAAGAGCCUGGUGACAACGGGGGACACCCGCCCAGACACCAGACAGCCCCGGGAGGACAAAGAGGGGCUGCUGGGGAAGGUUGAGGAGGUAGGGGAGGACACCAAGCCCCCGGUGCCACCCCAGCUGGCAGAGGCUGUCUCUGGGGACAGGAGCCACUUCCAGAGCUCAGCUGCCUUCAUGUCCAAGAAAUACAAGAUCCUCAGGUCCUGGGGGCCACCCCGUGCCCCGCAGCCCAGCCCCUUGCCUCGCAGCCCCCCCGACUCCCCGCCGCCCAGCACCUCAGCCCCACAGGGGACCUGCCACCGCCGCCUGACGCUGACGGACGUGCUCGUGCCCCAAGCCCCCCCUGCGCCGGGGGAGGACGGAGCCCCCCUGCCCGCCUGCUGCGAUGCCCUGGCCCGGCAGGGCUUGGGCAGCCCAUGCUUUGCCACCCUGCACGCCGCCCUCUGCGACGUCCUCACCUGCUCGGUGGCCGGGUCCUCCCCGGAGCUGCUGCAGGAGUGGCUGAGGAGGACGGAGCCGGAGGAGGUGCUGGCGGAGAUGCCCAGUUCCCCACCCAAACCCAAGAACGGGGUCAGGCUCCCCGAGCCCCCCAAGCCCCCCAGGGGCAAGGAGAUCUGGCUGGCUUUCCGGGAUGUGGCCGCGCUGCUCAGCAAGCUGCUCUCCCAGCUGGAGACCUUCAUGUUCACUCGCAAGUGCCCCUUUCCCCAUGUGGUGCGGGCGGGUGCCAUCUUCAUCCCCAUCCACGUGGUGAAGGAGAAGCUCUUCCCCAAGCUGCCCGGCACCUCUGUUGACCAAGUGCUGCAGGAGCACAAGGUGGAGCUGCGUCCCACCACGCUCUCUGAGGAGAAGCUGCUGAGGGACCUGGAGCUCAAGAGCUGCACCUCGCGCAUGCUGAAGCUCCUGGCUCUCAAGCAGCUCCCUGACAUCUACCCGGACCUGCUGAACCUCCUGUGGCACCACUCUAUCAGGCAGCAGCUCGGUUCUCAGGAUGGGGACAAUCCCAGCUGCCCCUUGUGUCUUCGUGCUGCAGCUGGAGGCCAGCACCGAGAGCUUUGUGUCGUACGGGGCAGAGGCCGGAGGCUGGCCAGUAGGUGA
Cygnus atratus (black swan) is the source of this 2799-nucleotide messenger RNA. It is a transcript of the gene PRMT2IP, whose product is annotated as chromosome 11 C15orf39 homolog. NCBI's taxonomy places the organism in Eukaryota, Metazoa, Chordata, Aves, Anseriformes, Anatidae. The record is from RefSeq and is a predicted model, not a curated record.